Messenger RNA from Mustela erminea (ermine), 7834 nucleotides. It is a transcript of the gene COL11A2, whose product is annotated as collagen type XI alpha 2 chain. The record is from RefSeq and is a predicted model, not a curated record. Gene Ontology annotation, molecular function: extracellular matrix structural constituent. Bases 1652 to 6823 code for a protein of 1723 amino acids. Lineage: Eukaryota; Metazoa; Chordata; Mammalia; Carnivora; Mustelidae. The transcript is spliced from 66 exons.
UUCUAAAUCCAAGAAGGGGAUUUGGGUGGCUAAGGGCCCUGGGUGGAGGGCAGGUCACCUGGGUCCCUGGGAACCAAGGUAGGGGGAAUCUCUUUGCUUCCUUGUAGGGACUGGGAGAGGGCAGGUAAGGCUGAAAGAUGAAGUCUCACCUUAAAGAAUGGGACUGGGUGCUGGGGGUUCUCCAGGGAGAGCCGAAGGUGUGCCCAGGUCCUGCAGAUGCUGGGGUGGGGAGGCAGAUGUCAGUAUUGAUGGGUGAGCAUUGUGUGUAUGUCUUCUAGGCUUUUCUACCUAUAUGUCUGGGGUGAGAGGGGAGCAUCUGUGGGUCAGUGCAGAGCCUAGUAGGUAGAGAAAGAAGGGAACCCUGGACUAUUUGUCCCACUGGCUUCCCGGACAGCAUCCCCUUCCCCCUCCCUGUGCCCUCGAUGCUGCCACGCGGCUGGCUCUGGGGAGCACUGGGGCUGGCUGCCAACAGGACGGCCGCUGGACAGGCUGGGAUCAGGUGUCUGAGGCAGGAGCCAACUCUUUGCAUUCCUGCCCCACCCCUCCCCCUCUGGCCAGCGGGGCUCCCCUGGGACCCUGGUGUCCACAACCCCAAUCUUUUCCUUCUUUUUCCCAGGAUCCAGAAGUCCUGGCGCCUAGGAAAGGGAUUUGAUGCCGGAGAGGAGGGGGCUGGGAGUACCUGGGUUCUGGGCAGGCAGGAACAAGCCUCCCACUCCUGGCAACACUGAAGGCUGAUUUGCAUAUAACUCUACUAUUCAUUUCUUCUUCGUUCUGGAGAGAAAAUGGUCAGAAGAGCAGCAUAAAGGAUUUAGAUUAGAUCACAGAAAGAGGAACUUCCAUGAUGCGAGGAGCAUGAGGCUGAGGGACAGGAAAUGGAAGUGUGCCAUGUCUGUGGACUCUUGGAGCCUUUUUCAAGGAGGAAAGGAAUCCUCUAGGAUGGAGAUGGGGGAUGGUUAAGAUGACUGUCUUUUAUUUUGGGGCUGAGUGGCUAGAGAUGGGACUCUAUAGGGAAAUGGGCUGGUGUGGAAUUCAUAGGAGUAAAAAAAAGUGGGGGUAUUCGGGGACCAAAGGUAGAGGGUAGGUGGGGUGAUGGGGCUGCCUGAGAGGAGCCUGUGGGGCAGACCGAGGCCAGAGUCAGUGGGCACAUAUGUGGCCUGAGGUGGGCAGACCUGUGGGUAGGUUGUCUAUAGGAUGCAACUAUUCUCCUGUGGGGUUUGGUGAAAGGUAGGGGGCCUCAGAGGUCUCCUUGGCCUGGGGUCUCUGUGAGUCUCUGUGUCUCUGUCUCACUCACCUUCCUCUCUCAAAGCGGCCCUUGUGUGUUGGUGUUUGCGGAGCUGCCACACUCAGGGGCCAGGCUCGGGCAAGGGGGGGUGGUGAAGGGGAGGGCAAGGCCGUGGUUUCCCGGCUCCUGGACUCAAAGGGCCUUUUCUCUGCCUGUCCGCCCCACCUCACCCACCCCACCCAGCUCUGCUCUCCUGAUCGCUCUGGCCCCUGCCCUGCCCCAUGCUUCUGUGAAAAUUUUGCUGGACUUUCUUUGGGAUUUUUCCAAUCUGGAACUGAUGGCAUGAGGAGUGUGUGUACUGGGGAGCAAGUGAAGGAAAGGUGACCUUUGUCUUCCAGGGAGUUUGAGCCUGAGGAAGCUGAAUUCUAGAUGGAUAGAGGGGAUGGCCUGGGUCUCAAAUCUUUGGAUCCAAGAGGUACACCGCCUGUGGAUGUGCUCCGGGCCCUGAGGUUCCCCUCCCUUCCUGAUGGCGUCCGGAGGGCAAGAGGCAUCUGUCCAGCUGAUGUGGCCUACCGAGUAUCCCGUCCUGCCCAGCUCAGUGCACCCACCCGCCAGCUCUUCCCAGGAGGUUUUCCCAAAGAUUUCUCAUUGCUGACUGCUGUCCGGACCCGCCCUGGCCUCCAGGCUCCCCUCCUGACUCUCUACAGUGCCCAGGGUGUCCAACAGCUGGGCCUGGAGCUUGGCCGACCAUUCCGCUUCCUAUAUGAAGAUCAGACUGGACGGCCUCGACCCCCAGCUCAGCCAGUCUUCAGAGGCCUCAGCCUAGCAGAUGGCAAGUGGCACCGUGUGGCUGUGGCUGUGAAGGGCCAGUCUGUCACCCUCAUAGUUGACUGCAAGAAGCGGGUCACCCGGCCUCUCCCCCGAAGUGCUCGCCCAUUGUUGAACACUCAUGGAGUGAUUAUCUUUGGUGCCCGCAUCCUGGAUGAAGAAGUGUUUGAGGGUGACAUCCAGGAGCUUGUCAUUGCCCCAGGGGUGCAAGCUGCCUACGAGUCCUGUGAACAGAAGGAGCUGGAGUGUGAAGGAGCUUGGAGGGAGAGACCUCAGAAACAACAGUCUCACAGGGCCCAGAGAUCUCCAAAACAGCAGCCAUCAAGACUUCAUAGGCCACAAAACCAGGAACCUCAGCGACAGCCCGCUGAGUCUUUCUACUAUGACUACGAGACCCCUUAUUACGAUGUGAUGACUGCAGGGACGACCCCUGAUUAUCAGGACCCCACCCCAGGUGAAGAGGAAGGAAUACUGGAAUCGAGCCCCUUGCCACCCCCUGAGGAGGAACAGACAGAUCUCCAGGUCCCCUCCACAGCCGACAGGUUCCUGACAGAGCAAUAUGGGGAGGGUGGCACAGACCCCCCAGCAGGGCCCUACGAUUACACCUAUGGCUAUGGGGACGAUUAUCGUGAGGAGACGGAACUUGGCCCUGCCCUGUCUGCGGAGACAGCCCCCUCGGGAGCCGCUGCCCGUGGACCCCGGGGGCUGAAGGGAGAGAAGGGGGAGCCUGCGGUGCUGGAACCUGGUAUGCUAGUAGAGGGGCCUCCUGGCCCAGAAGGCCCUGCGGGGUUGAUUGGUCCCCCUGGCAUCCAGGGCAACCCAGGCCCAGUUGGAGACCCUGGUGAGAGGGGCCCCCCUGGCCGAGCAGGGCUCCCUGGAUCGGAUGGGGCCCCUGGCCCUCCUGGCACAUCUCUCAUGCUUCCAUUCCGGUUUGGCAGUGGUGGGGGUGACAAGGGCCCUGUGGUGGCAGCCCAGGAGGCUCAGGCCCAGGCGAUUCUGCAGCAGGCACGGCUGGCGCUCCGGGGACCUCCUGGCCCCAUGGGAUACACAGGCCGCCCUGGACCCUUGGGACAACCUGGGAGCCCUGGCCUGAAAGGAGAAUCAGGAGACCUAGGACCUCAGGGCCCCAGAGGACCUCAAGGUCUCACAGGCCCUCCUGGCAAGGCUGGGCGAAGGGGCCGAGCAGGUGCUGAUGGAGCCCGAGGGAUGCCUGGAGAACCUGGAGUGAAGGGUGACCGAGGUUUUGAUGGACUCCCAGGGCUCCCUGGGGAGAAGGGACACCGGGGUGAUACUGGUGCCCAGGGCCUUCCUGGACCCCCUGGUGAGGAUGGAGAGCGGGGAGAUGAUGGGGAGAUUGGGCCUCGGGGACUGCCUGGAGAAUCGGGACCUCGAGGCCUCCUUGGCCCUAAAGGCCCACCUGGUAUUCCUGGGCCCCCGGGAGUCCGAGGCAUGGAUGGUCCCCAUGGUCCCAAAGGGAGCUUGGGACCCCAAGGAGAGCCAGGACCUCCUGGACAACAGGGCACUCCUGGAACCCAGGGUCUCCCCGGGCCCCAGGGUGCCAUUGGGCCUCAUGGAGAGAAGGGUCCUCGAGGGAAACCAGGGCUCCCUGGCAUGCCUGGCUCCGACGGGCCUCCGGGUCACCCUGGAAAGGAAGGUCCUCCUGGAACCAAAGGAAACCAGGGCCCAUCUGGACCUCAGGGUCCCCUAGGAUACCCAGGACCUCGAGGUGUCAAGGGUGUGGAUGGAAUUCGUGGUCUGAAGGGUCAUAAGGGUGAAAAGGGCGAGGACGGCUUUCCCGGGUUCAAAGGGGACAUGGGCGUGAAAGGUGACAGGGGAGAGGUUGGAGUUCCUGGUUCUAGGGGAGAAGAUGGUCCCGAGGGGCCGAAGGGACGCACUGGACCCACUGGAGACCCUGGCCCCCCUGGGCUCAUGGGCGAAAAGGGCAAGCUGGGUGUUCCUGGUCUGCCUGGCUACCCUGGACGCCAGGGUCCCAAGGGGUCCCUGGGAUUUCCUGGUUUUCCUGGUGCCAGUGGAGAGAAGGGAGCCCGGGGCCUUUCAGGGAAGUCAGGGCCUCGGGGAGAGCGGGGCCCCACGGGUCCACGGGGUCAGCGGGGACCCCGAGGUGCCACGGGGAAGUCUGGCGCUAAGGGAACAUCAGGUGGUGAUGGCCCCCAUGGCCCCCCCGGAGAAAGGGGUCUCCCUGGACCUCAAGGCCCCAAUGGAUUUCCUGGCCCCAAAGGACCUCCGGGUCCCCCUGGGAAGGACGGGCUGCCGGGACACCCAGGCCAGAGAGGGGAAGUGGGUUUCCAAGGGAAGACUGGCCCCCCUGGCCCUCCAGGGGUGGUGGGACCUCAGGGAGCAGCAGGAGAAACUGGGCCCAUGGGGGAGAGAGGUCACCCGGGCCCCCCAGGCCCCCCGGGAGAGCAGGGACUGACUGGAACAGCUGGAAAAGAAGGAACAAAGGGUGACCCUGGUCCCCCAGGGGCUCCAGGGAAGGAUGGACCUGCGGGUCUGAGGGGCUUCCCAGGAGAGAGAGGCCUCCCCGGCACUGCUGGUGGAUCCGGCUUGAAGGGAAAUGAAGGUCCAGCAGGUCCCCCUGGCCCUGCAGGCUCCCCUGGGGAGCGAGGUGCAGCAGGAUCGGGGGGACCCAUUGGCCCCCCAGGGCGCCCAGGCCCACAGGGUCCCCCAGGAGCCGCAGGAGAGAAAGGUGUCCCGGGUGAGAAGGGCCCCAUUGGUCCAACUGGUCGAGACGGGGUGCAGGGUCCUGUGGGGCUUCCUGGUCCUGCGGGACCCCCCGGUGUGGCAGGAGAGGAUGGAGACAAGGGUGAGGUGGGAGACCCCGGACAGAAGGGCACUAAAGGGAACAAGGGUGAACAUGGCCCUCCUGGACCCCCUGGACCCCUUGGUCCUGUGGGGCAGCCUGGAGCCGCGGGAGCAGAUGGGGAGCCUGGAGCUCGGGGACCCCAGGGACACUUUGGAGCCAAAGGUGAUGAAGGAACGAGAGGAUUCAAUGGGCCCCCGGGACCCAUUGGCCUACAGGGUUUGCCAGGCCCCUCGGGUGAGAAGGGAGAAACAGGAGAUGUGGGCCCUAUGGGACCACCCGGCCCCCCAGGACCUCGAGGCCCAGCUGGACCCAAUGGAGCUGAUGGUCCGCAAGGUCCCCCGGGAGGUGUUGGAAACCUAGGUCCCCCUGGAGAGAAGGGGGAGCCGGGAGAGUCAGGCUCUCCGGGGGUCCAGGGUGAGCCUGGUGUCAAGGGCCCACGCGGGGAGCGUGGGGAGAAAGGAGAGUCGGGGCAACCGGGAGAGGCAGGACCACCAGGGCCUAAAGGCCCCACCGGUGAUGAUGGCCCCAAAGGGAACCCUGGUCCUGUUGGUUUUCCUGGUGAUCCUGGUCCUCCUGGAGAAGGUGGCCCUCGGGGCCAAGAUGGUGCGAAGGGUGACCGAGGAGAGGAUGGAGAGCCAGGACAGCCUGGAUCCCCUGGUCCCACUGGGGAGAAUGGACCUCCUGGACCACUUGGAAAGCGGGGUCCUGCCGGCACCCCUGGUCCUGAGGGGCGGCAAGGAGAGAAGGGAGCCAAGGGGGAUCCCGGUGCUGUGGGUGCCCCAGGGAAGACAGGCCCUGUGGGUCCCGCAGGCCCAGCAGGGAAACCUGGUCCUGAUGGUCUAAGGGGACUCCCAGGCUCAGUGGGUCAGCAAGGCCGUCCUGGGGCCACAGGCCAGGCAGGACCUCCAGGUCCUCUGGGACCGCCGGGACUUCCUGGCCUGCGAGGUGAUAUUGGAGCCAAGGGCGAGAAGGGUCACCCAGGUCUCAUUGGGCUGAUUGGGCCCCCUGGGGAGCAGGGAGAGAAGGGUGAUCGGGGACUUCCUGGCCCUCAGGGCUCUGCUGGACAGAAGGGAGAGACGGGUAUCCCCGGAGCAUCUGGCCCUAUUGGUCCUGGAGGGCCUCCCGGCCUCCCCGGACCUGCUGGCCCCAAAGGAGCCAAAGGAGCCACAGGCCCAGCUGGACCCAAGGGAGAGAAGGGCGUCCAGGGUCCUCCAGGACACCCGGGCCCCCCCGGUGAGGUGAUCCAGCCCCUGCCCAUCCAGAUGCCCAAGAAGACUCGGCGCUCCGUGGACGGAAGCCGCCUGAUGCAGGAUGAGGCCAUGCCGACUGGGGGGGCUCCAGGCAGUGCUGGGGGGCUGGAGGAGAUCUUUGGCUCCCUCGACUCCUUGAGGGAGGAGAUUGAGCAGAUGAGGCGGCCGACAGGGACCCAGGACAGCCCCGCUCGUACCUGCCAGGACCUGAAGCUCUGCCACCCGGAGCUGCCCGACGGAGAGUACUGGGUGGACCCCAACCAGGGCUGUGCUCGGGAUGCCUUCCGGGUUUUCUGCAACUUUACAGCUGGAGGGGAAACAUGUGUGACACCCAGAGAUGAUGUCACGCAAUUCUCUUACGUCGACUCAGAAGGCUCCCCAGUCGGUGUGGUGCAGCUCACCUUCCUGCGGCUGCUCAGUGUCUCAGCCCAUCAGGAUGUCUCCUACCCCUGCUCUGGGAUGGCCCAAGGCGGUCCCCUGAAGCUCCGGGGGGCCAAUGAGGAUGAGCUGAGCCUGGAGACCAGCCCCUAUGUCAAGGAAUUCAGAGACGGCUGUCAGACACAGCAAGGCCGGACGGUGCUGGAGGUGCGGACGCCCGUGCUGGAGCAGCUACCAGUGCUGGAUGCCUCCUUCUCAGACCUGGGGGCCCCCCCUCGGCGGGGAGGGGUGCUGUUGGGGCCUGUCUGUUUCAUGGGCUAGGACCUGCUCAGUCUAACCCCAUGCACCGAAACCAGGCCCACCUGGAAUCCCACAGCGUUAGCUCUGUGCCGCCUCCCAAGAGGGCUCCUCACCAUCUAGGGGGCUUUGGGCCAGGGCACGGAGAGCCCCCAAUCAGGGGCAGACCAGGGGAGGGGUAAAGCAUGAGCUGGGCGCCCCGGCGGGGGGGCAUCUGGGGUUCUUGGCCCUCCCACCUGGAGCCCGUGACCUGUUAGACAGCUGGGACCCUUAUUUAAAACUCACCUCCCAACCACCCCCAAACAAGCAGAAGAGAAGAGAAAGGACACUGUGUAUUUUGUAUUUAAAAGUAAUUAUAUUAAUUAUUUAAAGAAUGGAGAACAAAAGAACAAAAAAAGCUAAAGAGAGAAACGCCAACAAAAAUUAGCGGACUUUGGAGACAGGGCUCUCCAAGGGUGAGCCCCAGCCCCCUCCUCCUUGCCUCAGGGCUUUCCUCAGUGACUGUGGGGGGACAUUUUCAAGCCAAACCCCACCUCCCUCACAGCCCGCCUGUAGAACCCACUGUGAAUGUUGGAAUAUAUGGUCUCCUUUGCCUCAGGGUCUGACUCUCUUUGCCCAAGGUGGGGCUUCCCCUGCUCCACCUUCCAGGUGUUGGGCUCCCCAACCCACACACCAUCUGUCUCUCACUUGGUCUGGGGCUUGCAGGAACUGCCUGCAACUUGGGAAGCGGGCCACAUCCCCCUGGGGGUGGGGGGAAACGGAAGGGUGAGGGGUGAGAGCAGGGCCUGUAUUCAGCACUGUUGAAAUAUGGAAAUUCGUCCUUAUCAGCUCGUCAAUCCCAUGGCUCUGAGCCCCCCAAUAUCCCACUGCCUUCCUGGCCACCCUGGUCCCACCCCUGAGCGCCCCCUCACCUUCACUGAUCCCGCUAUGGAAGGGUUAAUGUGUGGUGUCUGGAUGGAAGGGACUCCCAGGACCUUGUCUAGCCCUACGACCAGUGUCCUUUCUGACUGAUGGUUAAAUAAUGUGAUCUCCUUC